GAUCUUUUCACCACCUCGCCCAUCUUCCCUGUAGGUCAACAUGUCUGGCAUAAACCCUGGAGACGAGAAACUUGUAUUCGAGUCCUCCGAGGCGGUCUCGGUUGUGUCGACUUUUGACGACCUCAACUUGAAAGAGGACCUUCUUCGCGGCAUAUAUGCGUACAACUUCGAGAAACCGUCUGCUAUACAGCAGCGAGCUAUUCUCCCAAUAACACAGGGUCGCGAUGUCAUCGCACAAGCACAGUCGGGAACCGGUAAAACCGCCACCUUCUCCAUAUCCAUUUUGCAGUCUAUCGAUGUGUCUGUUCGUGAAACACAGGCUCUGGUGCUGUCGCCUACGCGCGAACUGGCGACCCAGAUUCAGUCGGUGGUUCUCGCUCUCGGUGACUAUAUGAAUGUCCAGUGUCAUGCUUGUAUUGGAGGUACAUCCAUUGGCGAGGACAUUCGGAAGUUGGAAUACGGCCAGCACGUGGUGUCUGGAACCCCUGGUCGUGUUUUUGACAUGAUUCGGCGCCGUGCUUUGCGGACGCGCAACAUCAAAAUGCUGGUUCUCGACGAGGCAGACGAGUUACUCAACAAGGGAUUCAAGGACCAAAUAUAUGAUGUGUACCGUUACCUCCCCCCGGCUACCCAGGUUGUCCUACUGAGUGCGACACUACCUUACGACGUGUUGGAGAUGACGACAAAAUUCAUGACCGACCCCAUUCGUAUCCUCGUCAAGCGUGAUGAGUUGACGCUAGAAGGGAUCAAACAAUUUUUCGUUGCUGUAGAAAAGGAGGACUGGAAGUUCGACACGCUGUGCGAUCUGUACGACACACUUACCAUCACACAAGCUGUCAUCUUUUGCAACACCCGGCGCAAGGUUGAUUGGCUGACUGAAAAGAUGCGCGCGGCAAACUUCACUGUGUCAUCGAUGCACGGUGAAAUGGUUCAGAAGGAAAGAGAUGCUAUCAUGGCGGAAUUUCGCGGUGGAACAUCUCGUGUGCUCAUCACAACAGAUGUCUGGGCACGAGGGAUCGACGUUCAACAAGUCUCCCUUGUCAUCAACUAUGAUCUUCCGGCCAAUCGUGAGAAUUACAUUCAUCGCAUUGGACGCUCAGGUCGUUUUGGCCGGAAGGGCGUUGCUAUCAAUUUUGUGACUGUCGACGACGUUCGUAUCCUGCGCGACAUCGAACAAUUUUACAGCACACAAAUUGACGAAAUGCCGGUCAAUGCUGCUGAGCUUAUCUAGGUGUGAUAUGGCAGACCGUACCGGAGUCAUCGCUUGUAUUCUGCGCCCGAUGGUAUUCAAUGGCUUGCAUAUUUGUACUUUAUGAGGUUUUAUUUUUUGCAUCCCCUCCAUGAUUUGCCCCCGUUGUGGUUGUAUCACUUCUAAUUGACUGUUCAUGUUAUCGCGCGUUCAAUUACAAUUCUUAUGGCCGCCGUUCACUAAAAGGCUGCGUUGUCUUUUACGGGUUAAAAUUCAUAUGAUUAUCGAUGAUUGUACGGCACCGUUCUCAUAUCUUACGCCCCUCACUGUUGCGGGAGACAUGCAGGAAUAGUGGGACCACAUCCAUAUGGCGAAGGCGGUAGUUUACCCUACUUCGUUAAAUAGCCCUGCAAUAACACAUUGGAGUACGGUAUUGCCUUGGGGGUCUUCCUCGAAGAUGCAUUCCGUCAUCGGGAACAAAUAGUGUCUCAUAGUUUCUUCACA
Suillus paluster is the source of this 1693-nucleotide messenger RNA. RefSeq names its product P-loop containing nucleoside triphosphate hydrolase protein. The coding region runs from base 41 to 1231 and encodes 396 amino acids. The record is from RefSeq and is a predicted model, not a curated record. Lineage: Eukaryota; Fungi; Basidiomycota; Agaricomycetes; Boletales; Suillaceae. Gene Ontology annotation, cellular component: catalytic step 2 spliceosome; nucleolus. The transcript is spliced from 9 exons. Gene Ontology annotation, molecular function: mRNA binding; RNA helicase activity; ATP binding.